This is a messenger RNA of Sungouiella intermedia, 2232 nucleotides long. The record is from the annotation of a GenBank genome assembly. Lineage: Eukaryota; Fungi; Ascomycota; Pichiomycetes; Serinales; Metschnikowiaceae.
AUGAAUGAAGAUUUCAACGAGGUCCGCCCUCAGGUCUCUGCCAAGAGCCUGGACGAUGAACUCAUAAACUCCAUCUUGCCAUCUUAUCACAUGUUCCAAUCCACUAUCUCCAAGCGUCUCGUCCCCAAUGAUGAGAACUAUAAGGUUGAUCCUCCCAGAUACGAGAUGUCUCCGCUCAACUCGGGCGCUGUCACUCCUGUGGCAUCUGCUGCUACAAUGUCUCCUCUGGCGAUGUUUGAUUUGUCGGAAUUUCCCUUCCCAAAUCCAAAUCCAAAUCUGAAUCCCGAAGACGACUCAGAAGACUUCACCCAGAACUCUGCGCAAUUGUUCGAGAAGACCAUCUUGGCGAAUGUGCACAAGCUCGACAACUUGAUGGACACCUCCAACUCUAUGGCCAGCCAUUUAGACGUUGAGAUCACUUUCACUGAUUCGGUGUGUCAGAAAGGUGUCAAGCCCAACAUCAUUGAUGUGUCCAAUCGCGAGUAUCGACAAGAAGAGUACCUCCAUGGCUAUGUCACAAUGACGAAUAGGUUUACAGAGCCCAUUCCUUUUGAUAUCGUUUACGUAAUAUUUGAAGGCAGCUUAGUGGUGGUUCAAAGCUCUAACGGCCCCAAGGACCAUACUCAUCCUCCCACUGUUUUCAAGUUCCUAAACAUGCCUGACCUAUUUGCAUCAUGGACUUACGCCAACAUCGACCGUUUAGCCACAGAUGAAGGAAAUCCUCACGACUGGUGUGUUGGGGAAAAAGAUCCUUAUGAUGACACCGUUCUUUCCAUCGAUGCCAAGCGUCUUUUCCAGCCUGGUGUGACAUACAAGCGAUUCUUUUCUUUCCGUAUUCCAGACAGGCUCUUGGACGACAAUUGUGAUGUGCACAAUUUGGACGGACAUUGCACGAUGUUGCCAACGUUGGGGAACCCCGUGAGCAUUACUUCCUCCCGAAGGUUUCAUGAUUUCACUGAGAAGAAGAUCAAGGACUUUUCGUUCAUGGACACCUUCAUCAGCUACUCCGUGUCUACCAAGAUCAUCGGGAAGGCCUCUCAGUACAACCAUAAGGUUCCGAAGGACAAAUUUGUGUUGACAAAGGAGGUGAGUGUUCCAAUCCGAGUAUUGCCGUUCACCAUUCAGCCAGAAUACCCAGACUACUGGGCUAAGAAAGUGCUUGCUAGCUUUAAGGCAUUAAAGGAUACGGUUGAGCAGAAGAUUGAUGAGGGUACUUUGGUACUCCUGAGCAAGAACUCAGGCUCUGUGCUUUCACUCACGAGUAUGGUCUCCCAGCUCUCUCCACUGACUUCUCGUGGACUGACCAGCGAAAAGUUGAGACACCUCUAUAAUGUGCCUUCAACAUCCAGCAAGAACAACAAGAGUGAGGAGCUGCCACUCUACCAGAACUUGACGUCGUACCGAAAGCAGAAGUUAACAGGCUUCUCCAAGGUUCUCGGAGUCUUCUCACUCUCCACACCAAAGAUAAAAUACUCUUUCCCAUACAUCCCUCCGUUGCAAUACCGGAACCCUCUACAGAGGUACAACACACAGUUAGAGAUCCCGAUUGAUAUCUCUUAUUCUUACGAGUAUGAGGGUGAUAACCAGACUCCUCCAGAACCCAAAAGCGUAUCAUGUGAAUUGAUUGUCAUGACAGCUAGAUCAAAGAAGCAUUUGAUUCCACUUGAGUUCAACCAUGAUAUGUGCUUCCUUGAUUACGUCGUGGAUGAUUUCGCUACGAAGAAGACUGGCGAAGACUAUCCUAAUUUCGACUCAAUUGUAAUUAAACCUUACCACGACUACUUGCACAGACUCACUUCAAUCAUGAAGAGAGUUGGAUUCAAUGACGACGCGUUCAGGGUCGAAACUCAACUCUUCAAAGAUAUCAAAAGUUUGGCCACGCUACAGACCAAACAUAUCAAUUUGGCAAUUGAGGAUGUUCGCAUCGAAAGCUCAUCGGAUUCCAGUAUGGGAUACUACAAGAACUUGGCUGCCAUUCCAUGGAGUGAAACGCAGGCUACAACCAACGCCAACUGCAAAAUCUUUACCAAGAAAGUGAAACUUCAUCUUGACUUAGACACUUGCCACUUGAAGGGAACCACACCACUUGCAGGAAAAUCUGCUUUUGACACUAUCUGCUUAGUGCCAGAUUUCCAGACAUGUCUCUUGGUCAGACUUUAUUAUGUGCGCAUCACAGUGAAGCAUAAAAACGGAGCGUCCCAAGUGGUACACGUUCCCGUUACAAUAGAAUAA